Orcinus orca (killer whale) is the source of this 5497-nucleotide messenger RNA. It is a transcript of the gene ADCY10, whose product is annotated as adenylate cyclase 10. NCBI's taxonomy places the organism in Eukaryota, Metazoa, Chordata, Mammalia, Artiodactyla, Delphinidae. Gene Ontology annotation, molecular function: adenylate cyclase activity. The transcript has 32 exons. Gene Ontology annotation, biological process: intracellular signal transduction; cyclic nucleotide biosynthetic process. The coding region runs from base 185 to 5107 and encodes 1640 amino acids. The record is from RefSeq and is a predicted model, not a curated record. Gene Ontology annotation, cellular component: cytoplasm.
ACAGACAUGGCACUUCUGCUGUCUUCUGAAUAAUGUCAUCCAGGCCCCUUUCCUGUUUUCUGCACUCCUGAAAGAUCUAGGCCCUAAUGUAAGCUCCGACUUUUCCUCAGCCUUGAAGAAAGAAGAGAAGGUCUAUCUGGGGACUGUCUGCGGUGACCAUACAACCCUGAACAUCUGCCUUAACAUGAGCACUCAAAGAGAACAUGAAUCACAGGAUCGGUCCAUCGUCAAAAUAGCAGCUCAUUUACCGGACCUCAUUGUCUAUGGAGAUUUUUCUCCAGAGCGACCUUCUGUGGAUUAUUUUGACGGAGUCUUGAUGUUUGUUGAUAUUUCAGGUUUUACUGCAAUGACUGAGAAGUUCAGCACAGCCAUGUACAUGGACAGAGGGGCUGAGCAGUUGGUGGAGAUCCUCAACCACUAUAUAAGUGCAAUAGUGGAGAAAGUGUUGAUUUUUGGAGGAGACAUCUUAAAAUUUGCAGGUGAUGCUCUGCUAGCCCUGUGGAAGGUGGAGCGGAGGCAACUGAAAAACAUCAUCACGGUGGUAAUUAAAUGUAGCCUGGAGAUCCAUGGAUUGUUUGAGACCCAGAAGUCUGAAGAAGGCCUGGAUGUCCGAGUCAAGAUAGGCCUGGCUGCCGGCCACAUCACCAUGUUGGUCUUUGGAGAUGAAACUCGAAACUACUUCCUAGUGAUUGGUCAGGCGGUGGAUGACGUACGCCUGGCGCAGAACAUGGCGCAGAUGAAUGAUGUCAUUCUAUCACCAAACUGCUGGCAGCUCUGUGACCGGAGCAUGAUUGAAAUUGAGAGGAUUCCAGAUCAGAGAGCAGUAAAGGUUAAUUUCUUAAAACCACCCCCUUCUUUUAACUUUGACGAAUUUUUCACAAGGUGUAUGGCUUUCAUGGAUUAUUACCCUUCUAGUGACCACAAAGACCUCCUGAGGCUUGCUUGCAUGCUGGAGUCCGAUCCUGAACUGGAGUUGUCCCUACAAAAGUAUGUGAUGGAAAGCAUAUCGAAACAGAUUGAUGACAAACAGCUUCGGGGUUAUCUGUCUGAGCUUCGCCCAGUGACGAUCGUGUUUGUGAACCUGCUGUUUAAGGACCAAGACAAAGCAGAAGUCAUAGGCUCGGCCAUCCAGGAUGCCUGUGUGCACAUUAAUUCUGUCCUGAGGGUCUUCCGAGGCCAAAUCAACAAAGUCUUCAUGUUUGACAAGGGCUGCUCCUUUCUCUGUGUCUUUGGUUUUCCCGGGGAAAAGGCACGUGAUGAGGUCACUCAUGCCUUGGAAAGUGCUGUGGAUAUAUUUGACUUCUGCUCUCAUGUCCACAAGAUCCACACUGUUUCCAUCGGCGUGGCCAGCGGGAUUGUCUUCUGCGGAAUCGUUGGACACUCUGUGAGGCACGAGUACACAGUCAUUGGUCAAAAAGUCAACAUAGCUGCCAGGAUGAUGAUGUACUACCCAGGAAUCGUGACCUGUGACUCCGUCACCUACAAUGGCAGCAACCUACCAGCCUACUUUUUUAAAGAGCUUCCAAAGAAAGUCAUGAAAGGUGUUGCAGAUUCUGGACCAGUGUAUCAGUGUUUGGGCCUUAAUGAGAAAGUCAUGUUUGGGAUGGCAUACCUCAUCUGCAACAGAAAUGAGGGUUACCCUUUGCUAGGACGCGAUAAGGAGAUCAAAUACUUCAUGUGUACUAUGAAGGAAUUUUUGAUAUCUAACUGCAGCCGAGUCCUGAUGUACGAAGGAUUAUCAGGAUAUGGAAAAAGCGAGCUACUAGUGGAAAUUGAGUACCUGGCCCAAGGUGAGAACCACAGGACUAUUGCUAUUGCGUUGACUAAGAUCAGCUUCCAUCAGAAUUUUUAUACCAUCCAGAUACUCAUGGCCAAUGUACUAGGUCUGGAUACUUGCAAACAUUAUAAAGAACGACAGACCAACCUUCAAAAUAAAGUCAAGUUACUGCUGGAUGAAAAGUUCCAUUGUCUUCUUAAUGACAUUUUCCAUGUGCAGUUCCCUAUUUCACGAGAGGUUUCCAGGAUGAGCACCACGAGAAAGCAGAAGCAGUUGGAAGCGUUGUUUAUGAAGAUCUUGGAGCAAACAGUGAAAGAGGAAAGGAUUAUUUUCAUCAUCGAUGAAGGCCAGUUUAUUGAUUCAGCCUCCUGGACGUUUAUGGAGAAGCUUAUCCGGUCUGUUCCCAUCUUCAUCAUCAUGUCCCUGUCUCCCUUCAUUGACAUGCCCUGUGCAGCUGCCCGUGCCAUAAUGAAGAACAGGAACACCACCUAUGUCAUCCUUGGAGCCGUGCAGCCUAAGGACAUCCUCAACAAGGUCUGCCUAGACCUCAACGUCAGGGGCAUCCCCAAAGAACUAGACACGUACCUGGCCGAGGGAAGCUGUGGGAUUCCAAUUUACUGUGAAGAAUUGCUUAAAAACCUGGACCAUCACAGGGUACUCGUUUUCCAAACAAUAGAGUCUGAGGAGAAGACAAGUGUGACCUGGAAUAACCUGUUCAAGAAUUUUGCUAAGCCAACAGAGGACUUAAAAAAAUUUACUUUUGGUCUUGAGGAGGGAAAUGAAGAAGUCUGUAACCUCGCUAGUGGUGUCAGAUUGAAAAACUUGUCACUGCCAGCAUCAUUAAAAGAAAUCUCUCUGGUCCAGCUGGAUAGCAUGAGCCUGUCCCGCCAGAUGUUGGUGAGAUGUGCAGCCAUCAUUGGCCUGACCUUCACUACAGAACUGUUGUAUGAGAUUCUCCCUUGUUGGAACAUGAAGAUGAUGAUCACUGCCCUGGCAACCCUCGUGAAAUCCAAUGUCUUUGACUGUUUCCGGAAUGGCAAGGAGCUACGAAUAGCCCUAAAACAGAACGCGGCCUCGUUUGAGGUGAAUUAUCGUUCCCUCUCUCUGCAGCCACCCUCUGAAGGAAUGGCCCAUGGUGAAGAGGAAGAGCUCUGUGAGCUGGAAAGUGAGGUGAUUGAGUGCCACAUCAUUCGCUUCUGCAGCCCGAUGAUGCAGAAAACAGCCUAUGAGCUGUGGCUGAAAGACCAGAAGAAAGCCAUGCACUUGAAAUGUGCCCGCUUUCUGGAAGAAAACGCCCACAGGUGUGACCACUGCCGAAGUGGAGACUUCGUCCCCUUUCACCACUUUGCAGUGGACAUCCGGCUCAACACUUUGGACUUGGAUACCAUUAGGAAGAUGGCUAAGUCCCAUGGAUUUCAAACUGAAGAAGAGAUCACCUUUUCCAGAAUAGAGACUUCUAAGAGAUCUGCAAUAUUUUCUGAAAAUCUCAGUUCUGAAGAAAUAAGAGAAAAGAUCUUGAGUUUCUUUGACAUCAUUAUAUCAAAAAUGAGGACAUCUGAGAAUGACAUCAUCCCUCUGGAAUCUUGCCAGUGUGAGGAAAUCUUAGAGAUUGUCAUCAUGCCUCUGGCUCACCAUUUUCUGGCUUUGGGAGAAAACAACAAAGCCUUAUAUUACUUCCUAGAACUUGCGUCUGCUUAUCUCAUCUUGGGUGAUAAUUAUAUGGCUUACAUAUAUUUGAAUGAGGGAGAGAGGUUGCUGAAAAUUCUCAAGAAGGAAAAAUCUUGGAGUAAGACUUUUGAGUGGACUACCUUUUUUACCCUCAAAGGUCAGGUCUGUUUCAACAUGGGCCAGAUGGUGCUUGCCAAGAAAAUGCUGAGGAAGGCCUUGAAGCUCCUCAAUCGAAUCUUUCCUUACAACUUAAUCUCCUUGUUUCUCCAGAUUCAUGUUGAAAAAAACAGACACUUUCAUUAUGUGAAUCAGAAUCAGCAGGCCCAAGAGAGCUCACCUCCAGGGAAGAAGAGGCUGGCGCAACUUUACCAGCAAACCACUUGCUUCUCCUUACUGUGGCAGAUCUAUAGCUUAAAUUAUUUUUUUCACUACAAGUAUUAUUGCCACCUGGCAGCUCUGAUGCAAGUGAAUACUGCCCUGGAAACUCAAGAUGAUUUCCAGAUCAUUAAGGCCUACCUGGACUAUUCACUGUACCACCAUCUAGCCGGCUACCAGGGCGUGUGGUUCAAAUAUGAGGUCAUGACCAUGGAGCACAUCUUCAACCUCCCCCUGAAACGCGAGGGCGUUGAAAUCAUGACCUACGUGGCCGAUACACUUGGCUAUAUCAAGCUCCUAAUGGGUCACUUGGACUUGGCCAUUGACUUAGGUAAGCCCUGGUUGGUCAAGAAAGAACUUGCAGAUACAGGUAAUGCCCAGAAAUAUACUGGAAUUGUUUUCUUCCCAGGCUCUCGAGCCCACAAGAUGUGGUCAUUGCUUCAUAAUCCCAACAAACACUAUCUGGUCCUCUGCUGGCUUUGUAAAUCCCUCUUCUUGAAAAACAGAUACAAGCAACUGAUCCAGGUGCUGGGGUGGCUGUGGGAUCUUUCUGUAGCAGAAGAGCAUAUCUUCAGCAAGGCAUUUUUCUACUUUGUCUGCCUGGACAUCAUGCUUUAUUCUGGCUUUGUUUAUAGGUCAUUUGAAGAAUGUUUGGAAUUCAUACACCAAAACGAAGACAACAGAAUACUGAAGUUCCAAAAUGGAAUCCUCCUGGGACUUUACUCCUCUAUCGCUAUCUGGUAUGCCAGACUUCAGGAGUGGGACAACUUUCACAUAUUUUCCAACAGAGCCAAAAGUCUAGUGUCAAGAAGAACCCCAGCAGCUCUUUACUACAUAGGCCUCAGUAGGUACAUGGAAGGGCAAGUUCUCUACCUUCAAAAGCAAAUUGAAGAACAAUCAGAGAAUGCUCAGGACAGUGGAGUUGACCUACUCAAGAACUUGGAGAAUCUGGUGGCUCAAAAUACCACUGGGCCUGUCUUCUACCCGAGGCUUUACCACCUGAUGGCCUAUGUCUGUAUACUAAUGGGAGAUGGCCAGAACUGCAACCUCUUCCUGAACACAGCCUUACAGCUCUGUGAAACACAAGGGAAUGUGCUGGAGAAAUGCUGGCUGAACAUGAGCAAAGAACGGUGGUACUCAAGCUCUGAGUUAACAGAAGACCAGUGGCUUCAGACACUCUUGAGUCUCCCACCAUGGGAAAAAGUUGUAUCAGGCAAGGUAAACAUGCAGGAUAUUCAAAAAAACAAAUUCCUGAUGAGAGUUAAUAUCCUGGACAAUCCUUUCUAACAUUUCAUGAAGAGAGCCAAGAUUUUAGUAAGACUCAUUCUCUUGUGAUUAUCCAUUAUUAACCUUUCUUUAUAGGCAGCACCAUCCAGGUUCCUGCAUAUUCCCUUCUGUUCCAGACACAGAACCAGACCUGUGGGUUUCUCCUCUGUCUGGAGGGUUAGAAAGGGUCGGUAGUGUCAUGCUUUCCUCUCUCCCAGCUUUAACCAAAUUCCCUUUGCCUUUCAUGUUGUUUUAGCUUGAUCUGUUUAUUUUCAGCCCAUGCAAAAUUGUAUCAGAUCAAAAAAUUUUAAUAUCAAAAUGGUACAUGUUGCAACAGAUACACUUCUAGUUAAUCUAUUAAACUGAAAAUGGUUAUUUUUAAAUGUCCAGUUGUUUAAUCUUUUGUAUAUA